Messenger RNA from Acipenser ruthenus (sterlet), 3200 nucleotides. Its product is annotated as protein spire homolog 2-like. The record is from RefSeq and is a predicted model, not a curated record. The transcript is spliced from 7 exons. Lineage: Eukaryota; Metazoa; Chordata; Actinopteri; Acipenseriformes; Acipenseridae. Gene Ontology annotation, biological process: intracellular transport; actin filament polymerization; establishment of meiotic spindle localization. The coding region runs from base 1024 to 1896 and encodes 290 amino acids. Gene Ontology annotation, molecular function: actin binding. Gene Ontology annotation, cellular component: cell cortex; cytoplasmic vesicle membrane.
GAGUAUGCAGGUUGUGAUGGUGAUCCAUUCUACACAGUGCAGCUGGCUAUUUCAAAGGGGAGGUCGUUUUUAAUUGGAUUUUGGCAACAGCACAGCACGGCUAAUUUUAAAUAAGUGUCAUGCAUUUUCAUGAGUGAAACUGCCUGGCAGUGGGAAUUAAAUUAACAAGAUAACAGCCGAGCAACUCUGCCAUUUCAGAACCAUAUUGUGGACCUGUAGAUCUGACACCCCACCCAGCUUGGUGUGGAAGUAAUUCUAUUACGCCUGGAUUGGAGGAGUGUCACCUCUUUACAUGGAGACAAUGGGAUUAGGAUUUGUUUAUGAAAAAAAAUAUUCAAUUAGUUGUAGCUAACAAAAUAAUUCUAUAAAUCUUCCCCAUUUUCCACUUGCAUUAACUACAUAGAUUUCAGAUGUUUAGUUUUGAAAGAAAUGCAUGUCAUAGCAAACUUUAAAAUAUGAUGGGGGUUAAAUAGUUUUCAGUUUGCUUGCCUGGCCUUCCAGGAAGUCUGUUACUGCUUUACUUCUUAAAUAUCAAUCUGUUUUAUUUACUACCUCAUGUAAGAACUAAGCAGUUGCUCCCAGCAGUCUUGCUGCAAUCCGAAUACUUCACCUGCAGCACAGGAAGUGGUUAGUUACCAGGAAGCACAAUUUGAAUAUGCAGAUGUUUCACAGAAUAUUACAUGAAGUUCUACAUUCAUUAAAAUAAAUUACCUGCAAAUGACCACAAGACAUUCAUCAUCGUGAUAAGGGAUACAUUGAUGUCUCCAAAUGGGGAAGUUGAUUAGAGAAAAGACAAUUUUGCUACGAUAAGUGUGUUUUUGUAUUGAGUGAAUGGGAAUUGGAUCUGGAAUACAUUAUUACUAGUGAUUUGUAACGUAUGGUUCUCACUGUAUCCAUCCUCUAACAUAAUAAUGUUUUCCCCAUCCUUGCUGGAGUAGCUGAGACGCAGAGUUUUGAGACGGGUCCAAGUGUGUGUUCAUUUUCUUCACUGUGUUCCAGGAAGAAGAGUCUCCGAAUGGGGACAUGAAGAGGGUGGAGAGUUCGCCGGUGCCUCUGAAGCGCAACCACUCCUUCUCUGAGCGAGACCUGGUCCAGCUGCAGAGCGAGAUGGCACAGUCACAGUCUGCGUCGGCACACUUUGCUGGGAGAGGGGAGCGGCCGCGCUCUGGAAGUGUGGGCCUCUCAUCCAGGGAUGCGAUUCACUAUAGGGCUUCUUCCCCUGCUGGGGGUCUGGCAGCCAAGAGGUCAGUGGCGUUCUCCCCUGGGAGAGGCUCACUUAGCUCAGUGGAGGAGAGGUCAGAGAGAGACGGCAGCUCUUUGUCCAAACACAGCUCCACGAACCAGUGGAUGGAAGAGUUCAGCCAUCCUGUGGAGAGUCUUGCUCUGACCAUAGAGGAGGUGAUCACCGUGCGCAAGGUGUUGGUGAAAGCUGAAAUGGAAAAGUUCCUUCAGGACCGGGAGCUGUGCAAUAACCUGAAGAAGGGAAAGGUUUGUUGCUGCUGUCGAGUGAAGUUCCCAUUGUUUUCAUGGCCGUCGAGUUGCCUCUUCUGCAAAAGAAAUGUGUGUGGAUCAUGCAGUGUAAAGAUGAAGAUCCCUUCAAAGAAGCUGGCACACAUACCUGUUUAUGCCAUGGGUUUUGAGAGCACUGGAGGCCGUCACUCCAAGAAGCAUGAUGUCUAUCAGUCUCUAAGGAGUCUGAGCUGCCGGUCGGUUGAAGAGGAGUUCCCUCAUCUCUAUGCCAACGGCUGCAGUCUGAAGGAUAUCUGCACUGAGUGCACCAAGUUUGUCGGUGAUGUCAUCACCUCGAGCCGGAAGAGUUUGGACAUUCUGAACACCACACCCAGAAAAGCCCAAUCCCUGCGUGUCCCUGUUGGCAGGUCUGCAAAGUAUAAAUAAACUCCUUUUUCGGGACUUAAUUCAGCCAUCUCCGAACUGAAAAAGCAUAAUGUUCCUUUACCGGCAUGUUCUAAAUAAUGCAGUAUUGCCUGUGAUAGCUUCUCCUUCCGGUUCUCUCCUGAAGCACAUUCCUCAGCAUCUUGUCUGAAAGAACAGCUGUACAGUCGGCCAGGUAUGGCCUUGCAAACCCACGGAGUGUGUUGCCAUUGGCUUUGCAAAUCACAAAAUCAUUGUAAAAGUAUUUAAUGAAUGUGAUCCACAACUACAUCUGAAAUAUGCCUUCUGUAUUGGAGUGGACAGCAACAUUCUGCCUUGCCUCAACAAGUGCAGCUUGGAUUUAAAAAAAGGGAACAUGCAAGGCAGUGAUUCAGGAAAGGUGUUGGGAUGGGAUUAUGAAACUCCAGAAACUUGAAAAAAGACACUAACCUUUCUAUGUUGUCCACACUGAGAACUAGCGAAAUAUUCUUUAUCUAAGCGUUAUAGUUCAUCAGGACUUCCAUCAUAACCACCAUGGAUGUGGCUUGAGAUGUACAGUAAUUCCUGAUGAAAGAUUUGUAUGUAUAUAAAAAACAACACAUGUAUUGCUAUUGCUGCUGCUGCUGCUGCAGAAUGAAAGAAAAUGCACCUCCUAAAGUGUAAAGCAGAAGACUACUGUUUGUCUUUUAUGUGUAUAUAUGAGGAGUACCAUUUUUUUUUUAUCCCUCAGUAAACAAAUAUGAUGUACAGUAUUUGCAUUGGAAUUCUGCAAUCCAGACCUUGUAUUGAGACAUGUUAUCCACCCAGUAGCUGGUCUUUAAUUGAUAGCAUGGGAAUGUUUUCAUUUUAAUAACGUAACUCAACAGGGUAGUUACACAUGAAUGGUUGCAUUUCCAACCAUUGAGUUCUGUGGUUGCAGAAUUACAACAAGGCUACUACAGCAUGAAGAGCCAAGAUGGAUUUUCAUAAUGGCAAUAAUAACCUAGACCUACUGAAGCUACCAGUGCGGUCUUUCAUUAAGAUUGCUUCCCAGUUAAUUUUAAAAAAAAAGUUUAACUUGUUUUUAUGUCCUGCUGCUCUGGAGAGUUUAUGUUGUGUGUUGUGUGGUUGUUUUUUUUUUUUUUUGGUUUUUUUUUUAUACUUGGUUUGUGUUUGUCAUGUUACCCUACAUUUGUUCUCAUGAGAAAACAUUGUAUGCUAGAUUUGUGACGAUAGGGAAAGCUACCUGGCUUUGAUUCUCCAGUUAGCUGUAUUAAAAUGGUGCCAACAGCAAAAGGAUCAUCUUAACACGGAAUAAAAUGAAACUGCAAUAAAACUGUGCUGUAGUG